Molecule: messenger RNA, 1089 nt
Organism: Eurypyga helias (sunbittern)
Lineage: Eukaryota; Metazoa; Chordata; Aves; Eurypygiformes; Eurypygidae
Product: transcription initiation factor TFIID subunit 4-like
Exons: 1
Source: RefSeq, a predicted model, not a curated record
GAGCGGGAGCAGUGCAAGGGGGCGUUAUUAAUCAUAACACCAGGUCCCAGACUUCAGCUCUGGAUGGAGCCACCACAACGAGCACCAGCACCACCACUGCAGCAGCAGGAGGAUCUGAAGUCACUGCUGCUCCAGGGACCCUCAGUCAGGGCAAAUCGGUGGUCAUCAGUACAAUGGCAACUGCGUUGUCCACCAGGAACGGCAAGAUUGGGACCACAACAGUGCAAACUUUGAAUGGGAGUAACGUGGUGAUGAACUCUCACCAUACAGGAAGUGCUGCUUUCUCGGGGACUCCUGUGACUGCUAACCCUGCUUCUGCACCUGCUGUUGCCCCUCUCGUUAACAAUGGACCCGGAUCCGUGGGGAAAGGAAAUACUGUUAAUGCUGUUUUGCCGUCAGCUUCCAACACUGUCAUCCAGACUUCUUUCCUUAAUACUGCUGUGUCCUCUGCAUCUUCCUCCUCGCCCACAGUUAUCUCCUCGCAGCCACCACCAAGCAUUGGAACUGGGGCGCCUACGGUGACGCUUGUGAGGCCACCGAUUCACGCAGCAGGACCCGCUGUAGCUGCAGCUGGUGCAGCCACUCAGAACGGGAGCAAUACUGUGAUCAAUUCAACCAUCAGUGUGGGGAGUUUUCCUGCUGUUGCUACAGCCACUGUGGGAUCUGGAGUUUCCCUCCAGACGUCGCUUGUGAACAGCCAGUCUGGUUCCACUGUGCCAGCAGCUCCUGCCACACAGGUCAUCAAAUCAGAGUCUCCUAAAACUAUAGUCCAGGCAGUAUCCCAACAGCAGACGCUGGCUACUGGUGGCCAGCCCAGUACUACAGGGGGUAACAUGAUUAUUGGGCAAACUAUGCAAGCUGGGCUCUCCAAUGUUGCUCCCAAUCCUGGUGGGAUACCUCCUGCAGCUCCUGGCACCCCCACAGGAAUGGCUAAAGGCACUGCCAAUACGGUGGCACAAAGUCUGCCGAGGACUCCAACAGCAACGACGAGUGGAAUCAGAGCAACUUUGACUCCUACAGUUUUAGCACCUCGUUUGCCUCAGCCACCUCAGAAUCCAACUAACAUUCAGAAUUUUCAGUUACCGCCAG